This is a messenger RNA of Solanum lycopersicum (tomato), 2389 nucleotides long. The record is from RefSeq and is a predicted model, not a curated record. NCBI's taxonomy places the organism in Eukaryota, Viridiplantae, Streptophyta, Magnoliopsida, Solanales, Solanaceae.
UUUUGUUUUGGUUAUAGAAAUCAUUGAGUCUUUCCAGAAUUUCUCCCUCAAAUUUGGUAAAAGUACCCAAAAUGGGUUGUGACUAGAUCAGGUACGAUCCCACACCCACACCCACGUCAUAUCGACACGGGUGCGGCACCGGAAAUGAAGAGUCUGAGCAACUUAGGGAAGGACUGAAAUGAGGGAGUUCCGAGUGGAAUUGACCUGGAUAAAGCCCUGAAGAAAGUUCCAUAGGCUUUAGCAACUUUGAGGGCAUCCAUCAAAGAAGUGGGGUUUGCCAUACUAACCAAAGGUUUGAUUUCAUAUUCCAACCCACUGAUAUAGCCGGAUAUGGAGUGACUUUCAUUAAGCAAUGGAUUAACCAACAGCAUAUAGGAUCAUUUUUGCAAACUUCUCCUGGUAACUAUCUACCCUACCAGUGUGUUUGUGGUUGUUAAAUUUAUCCACAUUGUCCAUGGAUCUGACAUUGCCAAAUCUGCGACACACUUCUACAAAAAACGUCUACCAAUUAGUGCCCCUCUUCUAAAGAUGUAGCUGAUGAACCACACAUCAGCCUUCUCCCUCAUUUAACUGAUGCAUAAUAUUUUGGUCUGGGACUUGUUAUAUUUUGAAAAACUGCUCACAUUGCGUAACCACCCCUUGGUAUUUGUCCCGUUGAACUCUGGGAAAUUGAUUUGGGCUUUGAAAUAUUUUCAUGGUUGUGGACAAAAGUGUUUCACAUUGGUAGUGGAAGCAGAGGGGGCUCAUUGGGAUUCGUAUUGACCAUCGGGGUUGCCGUAGUAGAGACAAAGAGAGCAGUCAACCCCAAUGAGACAGUACUCACAACAUGUGGAUACAGGGGUGUACUAUCUGGGGAAAAUAGUGGAGGAGAUGUAAAAUCUCUUUAAAGUGGAUAACUUGUAGUAGUUGAAGAUGGUGAUACCUGAACUCGUAUGUUCGAUGCAUGGCCAGCGUUGUAAAUAGUCAUGUAACCUUGAACACUUGAAGCUACGGACUGUGGAGAUUGUGGUAACAUAGAUGGAGCCUCAGUGCGUCGAGGUGUUUCGAGGCGUGAAAUAAUCAGUUCCAGCCUCUUAGUCUCGUGUUUCCUGCAGGUGCAAGUGAAGACCAAGAUGCAAACUGAAAGUGCUUUGUCAGUUACGGGGCCAAGGCCAAUGGAGUUGUCUGUUGUGCUUCCUAGGGGUCCGCAAGGACUUGGACCAAAUGGAAAACCACGGACAUCAAGCUUGGAGUCACCAAUUAUGUUGCUAUCUGGACAUCAAAGUGCGGUAUAUACUAUGAAGUUCAAUCCAGCAGGAACAAUCAUUGCAUCUGGUUCACAUGACAAAGAAAUCUUUCUUUGGAAUGUACGUGGUGAUUGCAAGAAUUUUAUGGUCUUGAAAGGGCACAAAAAUGCAGUUCUUGAUGUUCAAUGGACUACUGAUGGAUCAACAAUAGUAUCAGCCAGCCCCGAUAAGACUGUUAGGGCAUGGGAUGUAGAAACAGGGAAACAAAUAAAGAAAAUGGCUGAACAUUCCUCGUUUGUUAACUCAUGCUGCCCAGCUCGUAGGGGCCCUCCUCUUAUUGUUAGCGGAUCUGAUGAUGGCACUGCUAAACUUUGGGAUAUGCGCCAAAGAGGAGCCAUACAAACAUUUCCAGACAAAUUUCAAAUUACUGCCGUCAGUUUCUCUGAUGCCUCCGAUAAAAUCUGCACAGGUGGUAUUGACAAUGAUGUAAAAUUGUGGGAUUUACGAAGGUGUGAAGUAACUAUGACUCUUCAAGGCCAUCAAGAUACUAUAACUGGUAUGCAGCUGAGUCCUGAUGGGUCUUAUCUUCUUACUAAUGCCAUGGAUUGCACGCUUCGCAUAUGGGACAUGCGCCCUUAUGCCCCCCAAAAUCGAUGUGUCAAGAUCUUGGAAGGCCACCAACACAAUUUUGAAAAGAACUUACUGAAAUGUAGUUGGUCGCCUGAUGGAAGUAAGGUAACAGGUGGGAGUUCUGAUCGCAUGGUUUAUGUUUGGGACACAACAUCUAGGCGGAUCCUGUAUAAGCUCCCUGGACACACUGGAUGUGUUAAUGAAUGUGUUUUUCAUCCUAAUGAACCAAUUGUUGGAUCUUGCAGUAGUGACAAACACAUGUAUCUUGGUGAGAUUUGAUUAGUAUUACUACCUUGUCUAACCUUGAGCUAAAUAUUUAGGAUGAGAUUUGAGAAGAAGGUGAGGAUUUAUGGAAUGUAAUCAAAGUUUGUGCACACUAUGGGCAAACAUUUGAACUGAGAUGUGGUGAUAUGCUUGCUUCAUUUGGAGUAGUUGAUAGAUGUUAUUGGUGAUUGGGUAGUCACUUUAUUUACUUUUUUGUUGUUGAAUUCAUUAUUUAAACUUUGGCUUGAAGACCGAAAGUGUUGCUGCUA